Messenger RNA from Gambusia affinis (western mosquitofish), 3242 nucleotides. RefSeq lists its product as uncharacterized. Bases 160 to 1947 code for a protein of 595 amino acids. Gene Ontology annotation, biological process: activation of innate immune response. NCBI's taxonomy places the organism in Eukaryota, Metazoa, Chordata, Actinopteri, Cyprinodontiformes, Poeciliidae. The record is from RefSeq and is a predicted model, not a curated record. Gene Ontology annotation, molecular function: RNA binding; double-stranded DNA binding; zinc ion binding. The transcript has 2 exons.
CUGUGUUUUGAGGUUCAUUAAACUUGUCCCUGGUGGAGAUAUUGACCACUAAAUAGUGGAAAAUAUCUCUCCCUUUUAUUGUAUUUAUUUCUGUGUUUGGUUUUAAUUAUUUAUUGGUUUUAGUAAAGGUUUUAGCCUUUAACUGGUGGUGCCUCCACCAUGGCGGCUAGCCAUGCCGGCAUGCGGAGGCACCACAGUGUGCGCUUUUUAUUUACGGAAAAAGGAAAAGAAAAUGGUUUGACAAGACUGGAUUUUUCAAGGAAAUUGAUUCAGCAGACUUUGAAAUUUCGGCCGGAUGACCUGAAUUGUAUCCUCUCCCUGCCUUUCAAUAAAGGAUAUGACGUAAGUUUUUGCUCUGCCGCACUGUUAAAAGAUUUCUGGACACGGUUUGAGAAUGCUAAGACCCAGUUUUCGGCUUUUGACGUUGAGAAACUGACUGACAACUCCCUGAAAACGGUGAUUGUCAGGAUGUUCAAUGAGACUGUCAGUGCCCAAGACAUCUGUAUGUGGCUGGGUAGAUACUGCACUGUGAGAGGCCAGGCUAUGAAGGUGCGGGAUGUGGACGGCAUCUGGAACUGCGCUUGGCGGGUCCCCAUCAAACAAUGGGAGGACCCCCAAGGCUUCCAGGGCCUGAAACAUCUCCCAUCCAUGAUAGUCCUGGGGGAGAACAGAGGCUAUAUUCACUAUCAAGGCCAACCCAAACUGUGUCGGAAAUGCGGCGAGCACGGUCAUCUGGCCGAAACUUGUGAUAAGAUUUUCUGUGGAAAAUGUAGAGAAGUGGGACACACUUUUGAUGAAUGUACGAACGGGCGAAAAUGUAAUUUGUGUGGCGGACAAGAUCAUUUGUUCAGAGACUGUCCAAAGUCUUUUGCCAACAAAUUAAAAAUAAGAAAGGAACCGGUAACGGAUAUGGCAAAUGAGCAAGUGGACGCAGCUGGGCCAGAAAAUUCAAAUCUCCUGCCAAAUCCUCUGAUUGGAGGAGAGGAGGAGGAGGAGGCGGGAAGCGGGGAGGGGAAGGAAGCACCCCCCCAAACCGAAACAUCCAGUGAGGGGGGGGAGAUGCAGACCGAAGGCGGAGCUAGCCCUGACUCCUCUGAGGAGGAACAGACAGACAGCAGCGAUGAUGCCCCCCUCCCCGACGCCCAGCUGUCAAAGAGGCCGGCACCUGAGUCCUCCUCCGAGGUCACUACCACGGCGGAGAAGCGAGGAAGACUGGAGGAACUCUUCGGUUCCUUCGGGGAGGAAUCCCGGAUUUUCCUCGCGGGCUCACCAAGUGAGACCUCGUUACAUUUUGUUCAACAAUCAACCCCGGAGGACCCAAAUAAGGACCGGGAAUCAGUAACCACAGUGCGCAGCCUCCGGUAUGGAGAUGACAUCACUGUUUGGCGCAACGCGAGCCAUCCCGUCCUUUCGAACAGACUCCAGGACCUAUCCUGGAUGGUGGCUCAUGGGAUCCUGCCGGUCAGAGCCGUAAUGCACUCCCGCGGCAUGUCUGCGUCGUCCAUCUGCCCCCGACCCGGUUGUGGCGCGCCGGAGUCGGUGAGGCACCUGCUGUGGGAGUGCAGCGCUGCUGUGGACCUGUGGGCGAAGGCCGGCUCCUUGCAAUUCCCACACUUGCCAGCAAGGGAGGUCCUAAACGUACAAUUAGUGCUGUACGGGGUGAGCCACCAGAAAAAGAACAAAAAAGACUUUGAGGAGAUGUGGCUCACCCUUGCCACCAUCAAAGACGCCACCUGGACCUCCAGAAACUUGCUGGUGAGCAGGCGCAGGCAGAUCCCCCCGGUGGCUGUGAUCCGGAUGGCAGCAGCAAAAAGAACAACAUCGAGGGCUGCAGGUGGCGCGCCAAGGACACAGCCACCAAGAAGAAUCGCCUGCGCCUCUGUGGACGUAGGAGCCGGCGCACCACGAACAGAGGUCCAAGCAGCGGCGGCCUGGCCCUCCGGGUGAGGCAGGAGGGAAGGAGCUUCAGGGCAGGCUUCCCCUCUGGGCCCCAGCGCUGUUUUGGAAGAACGGGAUGGCUCUGAACUUUGUAAGGGGAACCCCGGUCCUGUACAACUUUUAACACCUAGAGCCUUUGUGUUUUUUAUCCCUGUUUUAAGCUCCUUUUAGUUUGAAAUGGAAAUGGUGUUUUAAUCUUUCUUAAACGAAAACGAAAGAAAAAAUUUCUGUAUAACAGUAAAAAUGUCGUGUAUUUAAAUUGUUUGAAGUAACAAUAAAAAUUUUUCGAAAGAAAAAUUCUGUUCUUAUCAGUUUAAUAUCUGAUAGUCUCCUUUUCGGGGACCUUAUAUUAAAUUGAUUUUUGGAACAAGGAGACGUAGGAAGGGCUUGCUCUGUACUCUCCGCGCAUCAUCCUGGUAUUGCAGUAUAUCCAGGUAUGGUGCACCUUUCUUAUAUUGUUUAAUGAAAACCGAUGACAUUAGUAAAUGAAGCAUUAUUGAUUUCCAGUUACUUGUUAAAGCUGAUAUCUUUUCAAAAAUAUAUAAACAAAACAUGGAGAAAAUGUUCAUCCCUUCAUUGUCUUCUGAUAAUGUAUCUGUUCAUUCUCAGCAACAAUAACUGGACAGAUAUGGCACAGAUUCUGAACAGGGUCCUCUUAUUUGCUCAGAUUCAUUCUGAUGAUGUUUGAAAAAAAUAUUCAGUAGACCGGUAGGGACCAAAGUGGAUCUUUGUUGUUUGCUGGAAGUUGCAAUGUCAGCUACACCUGAUGUAAAAUAACAGCAUUUCAGGGAAGUAACUUUAUACAGACAGUAAAACAUUGGAGUGGUAGUGUGAUGGUUUGGGGCUACUUUGCUCCUUCGUAAUCCAGAGUAUUUUGCCGUAACUUCUAGAAUCUUUAGGUCUAUUUGACAGGACUGCGUUACAAAGCAUUGCAGAAAAUUCACGUUCCCACUUUUUUGAGUCCGUUUAGCUUAAAAACUCCACCUGGUAGUUGAAUUAACACAAUUCUGAGUGGUCCAAAAUUCAUCCACAAGAAAAUAAAAGACACAUUGGAUCAAAAGUUGGGGCAACCAGUUUUUUUGGGUUAUUUACGUAGAGCCAAAUCAUCAUUUGAAAACGACUUUUUGCUUCAUGCUAACAUUAGUUUAUCAAUAUGAAAUGCUUAAGUGCAGCAAACACUAUAUGUGUUUAAUGUGGGAAAAUGUAUAAACCAGAUAGUAAGAUGCCAUCGUCUUGUGUUACUGAUAGUUGUUAACAUCACAACCGUUAGCAUAGCAAUCAUUUCAGUUUUCUGACCCUUAGCU